Molecule: messenger RNA, 923 nt
Organism: Cladocopium goreaui
Lineage: Eukaryota; Dinophyceae; Suessiales; Symbiodiniaceae
Source: the annotation of a GenBank genome assembly
CCUUCGGCUUCGGCGGCGGCGGCGCUGGCCUCGGGGGCAUGGGCGGUGGCGCUGCGGCACUGGGUGGGGCAGCGGCACUUGCAGGCACCGGCGCCUUGCUGGCCAGCUUCAUGUCUUCCAUGUCGGGCGGCAGUGGGCAGCAGAUGUUGCAGAGCGCGCGAGUUGAUGGCGGCGUGCCCUAUGCCAGCGUCAUGAGUGGCGGUCUAGGGGCCUUCCAGCCCUCAGCAAACAGUCUGGGAAGCUAUCGGGCUGCGAAUGUCACCGAGGUGAAUCAGACGAAUGUCACCGAGGUGACCAAAGUAACGAACGUCACGGAGGUCACUGAAGUACACGAACACUUCCACAAUGAGGGCAACCCGUACGACCAGUCCACUUGGCAAGAGAGGUCGCUUGAGCAACCUGAGGAAGUGGAAGAAGACGUGGAUGAAAGUGAAAAAAUUGAGGAUGAGGCUGACAAGGAAGGGGAGGAUGACAGUAAGGAGCACAAGAGUGAAGGGGAGGAAGAGGAGAGUGCAGAGAAGAGCCAAGACGGCGAAGAGAGCGGGGAGCACAAAAGCGAGGAAGAGGCGGAGGAGAAUCAGGAUGAUGAAGCGGAGGAGAAUGAGGAUGAAGACGAGGUGUCAGGCGGCGAGCCGGAGGAGGACGAGGAGGAUGAGGAGGACAAGGAGGAUGAGGAGCCAGAGGAGCCGGAGGAGCCGGAGGAGGACGAGGAGCCGGAUGAGCCGGAUGAGGAUGAGGAUGAAGAUGAGGACGACGAUUGUGAUGACGAUGGCGAUGAAGACUAGUCAUGACUAGUCAUGGGUAAUAGCUCAGAGUUGGCCAUUGCUGGCAGUUCGAUGGAUUUCGCUCGUGAAAUUGAUUGAGUUAUACUUAUAACUUACACCGUUAUGCCAUGUUAUACCUUCAGAUGCAGUGGAGACAGG